UUCGUCUUACAGGUAACUUUUAUUGGCCUCUCCCAUCCAUUGUUUUUAUGAUUCUUGUCUCAUGAUGGUGUUGUUGUUUUUCAGUGUUUUUCAGGUACUUCCUUUACAGACAAAAAAGAAAAGAAAUAAAAUGUCGGACAGCCAAGAAAUUACGGUCGCAAGUAGCCCUGACUUUGUUACGGAGCUUCUUCCAUCUGCUCAGCGUACAGCUUUGCUCUACCAUCUUUCUUACCUCUGUCUGGCUAAGUUCCCCAAGUUGGAGAGGGUUCUCCGAGAGCGUGCGGUUGAAACUCAGCUUCUCUUUGGAUCCUCAGAGGCUCUGCUGCUGAAGUGUGCGGCCACAAGUAAAAACCUGGUUUCCACGCUGCUGCCUGCGCUGAUGAUUGCUGUUGAAAAGGAUAAAAGCAUUUUGGCUAUUAAGUCCCUGGAAAAAGCCAGACAAUGGAUCAUGGAAAUUGUUGAAAAAGUGGGACAGAUGGUAGACAGAUAUGAGAAACACAACCACAGUGUGGCUUCCUGCACCAGUGAUGUAAUUCUUGAAAAGACUGAGACAGAAAAGAAAAAAGAACAAACUACUAAGGAGAUAGAGGCCCAGGAGACAGUGGUGAGGGAUCUCGAAGAUCAACUGAAGAAAAACAAUGAGAAAAUUAAAGAAAUUGAGGCAAAUAUUGCGCAGAAAAAUGCUGAGCUGUAUAAUCAUGUCAAAGACACUUCUAGCAAAAGUAAUGGUCUCGGUCUCUUUGCUGCCCUUGUACCAUUUGUUGGACCCAUUGUUAAAUCAAUUUAUGAUGCUAAAACUGGCCCUGGUGUAGCUGCGAAAACCCAGGUUCUGUCCAGCGAAUUGUCUCAACUCUCCAUUGAGAAAUCAAGCCUGAUGAGCAAGGAGUGGAACAUCCAUGUCAGGAUGACUGAUAUGCAGCUGAAGUUGGCAACCAUGAAAAUAGAAAAUGGUUCAAUACCCGACCCUGUCCAUCUGAACGAUGUCCAAAAAUGCCUUUCCCGAAUCCAAAAAAUUCUGAUUCAGCUUCAGAAGUUCUGGGAAUCAGUGAGUGUAAUGCUGGAGGCUCUCAAAGAUGAGACUUUUGCUAAGGAACACUUCAUCGAGGAGAGUAAAAUGAAGGAGAUCUUUCUGGAGUCUAUUAGUACAGCAAAAGGGCAUUGGAAAGCCUUCGGUGAAUCCUGUCUGAAUGCAAAGAGCAUCUUUAGCUUGCAGACUAAAGAUGCGUACAAGUUCCUGGAGACCAGCCCAUCUUCACUGUCACCAGAGGAAUGGAAAAAACAGUAUGACGCUGUCAUAGUGGAUCUGAACAAAAUAAAUCCGGAUCCCUUUACUCCUGAAGCACCAGCUCCCAUUACUCAGUAAUGUAGAAAUGUAAGAAGUCUUUGCAGUACAAGUAGCGUACAUGCCUAUAAUGUAUCAGGCUUACUGCUUUGAAUAACACUUGUCAUUUAUGAUGCUGUGUUAAUAAAACCUUCAUUAAGUGA
This is a messenger RNA of Megalobrama amblycephala (Wuchang bream), 1485 nucleotides long. RefSeq lists its product as uncharacterized. The record is from RefSeq and is a predicted model, not a curated record. Lineage: Eukaryota; Metazoa; Chordata; Actinopteri; Cypriniformes; Xenocyprididae. Bases 62 to 1363 code for a protein of 433 amino acids. The transcript has 6 exons.